Arabis nemorensis is the source of this 954-nucleotide messenger RNA. The record is from the annotation of a GenBank genome assembly. Lineage: Eukaryota; Viridiplantae; Streptophyta; Magnoliopsida; Brassicales; Brassicaceae.
AUGGUAAAGGAGUGGGGAAGCAAAACAAGUGAGUGUUGGUUAUGUUUCGAUAAGGUGACAGGUCUCGUUCUCGAUGGGUCUGGUCUCCUCAAUGGGAAUGGAGGAAACUGGUGGCCUUCUGUUGAGUGUUCCUCCCGGCCAGUGGCAGUGAAAUUUUCGGGAUGCGAAGACAUCACAUAUAAUGGAUUAACUCAAAAGGACAGUCCAAGAAGUCACAUUUCAGUUUUUAGUAGCACGAAUGUAACAUUCUCAAAUAUUCAUCUAAUCGCACCCGAAAAUAGUCCAAACACCGAUGGCAUUGAUAUAUCUCUUUCACACAAUAUCCAUAUUUUCAGCUCGUCAAUCACAACCGGUGAUGACUGCGUUGCGAUUAAAGGUGGUUCAUACGAUAUCAACAUAACUGAUGUGGCAUGUGGCCCCGGUCAUGGCAUAAGUAUCGGAAGUUUGGGGAAAGGAGGAGCAAUUGACACAGUACAAAACGUGAAUGUAAGACACUGCAGCUUCAAAGGAACUCAGAAUGGUGCAAGAAUCAAGACUUGGCCUGGAGGAAGAGGGUUUGUCAAAAAUAUUGUAUACGAGAAUAUUACGCUGAUAAAUGCCCAAUUCCCCAUCAUCAUCGAUCAACAAUACAGUAUUGGUGCUAGUUACUUUAAUCCAACGGCCACAACGAAUGCUGUGAAAGUGAGCGACGUGACAUUUAAAUAUUUCAGAGGAACAUGUGCAGAUGCUACUGCAAUAAAACUAGAUUGUGAUAAGAAUUUACGUUGUGGUAACAUCGUGAUGGAACACAUCAAUAUCACUUCUUCAUCUCCGAAAACGCCUCUCACCGUAUUUUGCCAGUUCGCGGAUGUUAUUAGUCAAUUUGUCUCCAUUGAUAUCAAAUGUGGUUCUCAUGAAGACCCUCAAGCUCCAUCACCGGCACCGAUUGCUCCACCUCCUUCUUUAUACAUAUGA